AUGAAGCAAAGAAUCACAAGCUUGGUUUGUGGCCUGCUCGGGCUGCUGUUGUUAUGCGACACCGUGGCAGCGUACGAUGUUAGGGCCGGAUUUGGCGUAAACCGUCGCAAAGGCAUGGUCAAGAGACGUGUGAAGGGAUCUACCAGCAAUGUAGAGCGAAGUUUCAUCGGGAAUGUCCCUUAUGGCGAGGUCAUAACUCAGUGCAAGAAGUCCAAGGUCGUAGCCCUGACGUUUGAUGACGGACCCAGCAUCUACACCGAGCAGGUGCUGAACCUGCUGAAGCAGCACAACGCCAAGGCGACCUUCUUCCUCACGGCCAACAACGGCCAGUGGCCCAUGGAGAGCGAACCUUGGAGCGGCCUGGUCCGGCGCAUGAUGGCCGAGGGCCACCAGAUCGCGCACCACUCGUGGUCGCACCAGGACAUGUCUGUGCUCGACGCCGACACCCGCAAGGACGAGAUCGUGCGGGCCGAGGAGGCCUUUGCCAACGUGCUGGGCGGGCGGUUCCCGACGUACUUUCGCCCGCCGUACGGCAGCUGCAACGCCGACUGCCUGGCGCAGGCGCGGCGGCUCGGCUACCACGUCGUCACGUGGGACGUCGACUCGGACGACUGGCGCUACCAGACCGAGAUUGAGCGCUCCGAGCGCCAAGUCGAGGACGGCGUGGCCGCCGGCGGCAGCAUCGUGCUGGCCCACGACAUUCACUACAACAGCUCCACGCGGCUCACACAGUUCAUGCUCGAGCUUCUCGCCAGGAAGGGCCUGAGGGCCGUGACCGUCGGCGAAUGCCUAGAGGACCCUGCCGAGUUUUGGUACCGUGAGGCCAGUGCGUCCAGCGGUAGCGGCAGCAGUGCCGCCACUGCGCCGAGCAAACCGAAGCCGAAACCGAAGCCGGGCGCCACUUCAAAGCUCAAGGCGUCGACCGACGGACGCUGCGGUGGAGAUGUCACAUGCAGCGAUAAGCAUUGGGGAUCGUGUUGUUCGCGGUACGGAUGGUGUGGAAGCACAGCAGACCACUGCAAUGCGGGAUGCCAGUCUCAGUUUGGUCAGUGCACAUAG
Messenger RNA from Pyricularia oryzae 70-15, 1059 nucleotides. Its product is annotated as chitin deacetylase 1. The record is from RefSeq and is a predicted model, not a curated record. NCBI's taxonomy places the organism in Eukaryota, Fungi, Ascomycota, Sordariomycetes, Magnaporthales, Pyriculariaceae. The transcript has 3 exons. The coding region runs from base 1 to 1059 and encodes 352 amino acids. Gene Ontology annotation, biological process: carbohydrate metabolic process. Gene Ontology annotation, molecular function: chitin binding; hydrolase activity, acting on carbon-nitrogen (but not peptide) bonds.